AUGGCUCGCACGAAGCAGACGGCGCGCAAGUCGACGGGCGGCAAGGCCCCGCGCAAGCAGCUGGCCACCAAGGCGGCCCGCAAGAGCGCGCCGGCCACCGGCGGCGUCAAGAAGCCGCACCGCUACCGGCCCGGCACGGUGGCCCUGCGCGAGAUCCGGCGCUACCAGAAGUCCACCGAGCUGCUGAUCCGCAAGCUGCCGUUCCAGCGGCUGGUGCGCGAGAUCGCGCAGGACUUCAAGACCGACCUGCGCUUCCAGAGCUCGGCCGUCAUGGCCCUGCAGGAGGCGUGCGAGGCCUACCUGGUGGGGCUCUUCGAGGACACCAACCUGUGCGCCAUCCACGCCAAGCGCGUCACCAUCAUGCCCAAGGACAUCCAGCUGGCGCGCCGCAUCCGCGGGGAGAGGGCGUAAAACAAACUCCUGAUCGCAAAAGGCUCUUUUCAGAGCCACCCACAGUCUCUUGAAAGCGGUUGUAACCACUAUCAACUACCGAAACAAUUUAGUUGCUAGGACCCUUUCGGAUGUGGUACUUGAAUGUUAAUUGGCGAAGUCCCUGUCUUAGGCUUCCGUAGCCCUGUUAGAAGUGUUUUUUAAGGUACAUUGAUCAUUUACGGGGUGACUUCAAAGCAGGUUUAAUUUCUUGGAGCAGUUAGACAAGCUUCACACGUACACCAGGAACAGGGAGCAAAGUAAGCUUAUGGUGGGACCUAAAUUCCCCAGGGAGGUUUCUCUACAUUUGUAGUGCAGUUCCUUGAAAACCCUUUAUAUUGGUUUACUUUUGCCUGUUCAUUUGGACCUUUUUAAAUUAAAGAGAAUAGCAUUUAGUCAGGUGAGUUUGUAGAGGGUCCUGACCAUCCCCUGUAACAUAAUAGAAGUAAAUAUAACCGCAUUCUCAGUAUCCAUAAAAUUUUCAGUAGUCCACAAAACAUUUCAUGUAUCCUGACUCCAGAAUCUUGUAUUGGUCUACCUGAGAAGCGACUGAAGCUCGGGUGAUAGAAACACUUAUGUACUCACCAGCAGAGACCCACUAAAUACAUAUAUGCAAUAAGAAAAAAGACUUGCGUAUCAUCCCAAAGUUUCUUUGCCUAUGCAUCUUAAAAUCAAUAGGAUUUGAAAUUCUGACAGGUUGCUACCUAAAGUGUCUCUCCUACUCAUGUCCUCUUUUAAUAAAUAAAAAAUUAUUGACUAAAGUGUUAAUUUGUUUAA
Messenger RNA from Mirounga angustirostris (Northern elephant seal), 1206 nucleotides. Its product is annotated as histone H3.1. Gene Ontology annotation, cellular component: nucleosome. The record is from RefSeq and is a predicted model, not a curated record. Lineage: Eukaryota; Metazoa; Chordata; Mammalia; Carnivora; Phocidae. The transcript has a single exon. The coding region runs from base 1 to 411 and encodes 136 amino acids. Gene Ontology annotation, molecular function: DNA binding; structural constituent of chromatin; protein heterodimerization activity.